This is a messenger RNA of Entelurus aequoreus (snake pipefish), 4446 nucleotides long. It is a transcript of the gene prepl, whose product is annotated as prolyl endopeptidase like. Bases 162 to 2249 code for a protein of 695 amino acids. NCBI's taxonomy places the organism in Eukaryota, Metazoa, Chordata, Actinopteri, Syngnathiformes, Syngnathidae. The record is from RefSeq and is a predicted model, not a curated record. Gene Ontology annotation, biological process: proteolysis. The transcript has 15 exons. Gene Ontology annotation, cellular component: Golgi apparatus; cytoskeleton. Gene Ontology annotation, molecular function: serine-type endopeptidase activity.
UACUGUUGUCACCCGCUAAAACGUCAACACGUGCAAUUUUUAUUAAACGACCGGAUAAAAAUGCUUAUUUGUACGCGUUUGCCGUUGUGUUCGGUGAUUUGGCAAGUUCAAACCGACUUAAACUUCUUCCAAGUUGCCCAAUAAAUAGGAAAAGCCCAACAAUGUCCGUUCUCGCCGUGUUGCGUUUAAUGACAUUUCGUUCACGUUUUAGGCGGAUUUGCUGUUUUCGCCGCUUCCUUCCAUCCGUCCAACGCCAUCACUCCACGUACACACCAGUGGCUCACCUCAGUCCUGGUAUUGAAAGAUACAAGGACUUGCAAGCUUCUUUUAAGAGACACCUGAAGGCAUCAUACAACAGGUUCUCAAACACACCUGACUACUCAGAGGUGUAUGGACGCCACCAUGUUUACUUCAUUGAAGGAAACUGCAUCUACAGAAUGGAUAAGAAGACACAAGGUGAGUCAGAACCAGAGCAGGUUGUUCACCUGGGACGGAUCCCUGUUGGUGAGGAAGACGAUGAGGAGACAGGACCUGAAGAGUGGACGGUGCAGAGAAUGCGUCUGUCCCCUCAGGAGAAGCAUCUCGCCGUCACAGUGAAGGCACAACACAAGCCAGCUUUAAGGUGUGUGCUGGUGAAGCUCGGAAUGAAAAGAUCUCGUGUUCUGCUCACACUGGACCACGUCUUCAGCUUCGAGUGGGCCACAGAUGAGGUUUUGUUCUACACAAGCCAAGAGGGUCUGCGGUGCCACAGAGUCCACCGUCUGGACUUGACUCCGCACGGGAGCAACGUACGAUCCGUCUACCAGGAAUCCCAGCCUGAUGUGUUUGUGGAGGUGGUCCUCUCCAGAGACCAACAGCUGCUCACCAUCAACAGCAGCAGCAGGACCAGCUCAGAGGUUCUGAUGGUCGAUGUCUCCGAUCCCGGUCUAGAACCCGUCAUGGUUCAGCCACGUCAACCGGAGCUGUUGUACCACCUGGAGCACUGGAGGCGGAGCUUGAUCGUACUCACCAACACGGGGCCUGGCCAGGAAUAUCAGGUGGUGAAAGCCCCCCUCUCUGAGCCCUCCAUGUUGUCCUGGCACACAGUGUUCACGGCCCGUGCUGGCACCGUGCUCAAAGACAUGGACGUUGUCGAGGACCACUGCGUCCUGCUCGCUAAGACGGCAGCCAAUGAGCUGGAGCUGAUUGUGGUACCACUGAUCCAACCCAGCCAAGCAUACACUUUGCAGCUCCCCUCCUGGGCCUGCAGCGUUGAAAGCAAGCGUCCGGGCCUUGCGGACCAACAAGGUGUGUUGGAGUUCCUCAUCUCCUCUCCAGCCCACCCCACCGUGUCCUACUGCCUGUACCCAGAGGAAGGGCUCCUUUUACCAGCCCCAGGUUGCUCUCCCAAGAACCAGGGGAGUGCGAUCAGCACCACACGCUUGCAGGCCUGCAGCCAUGAUGGUACUCUGGUGCCGCUGACACUCCUGCACGGAGCAAAGUGCAGCAAACACACGCCUGUGCUGGUGCACGUCUACGGAGCUUACGGCAGGGACGUCAACAUGGACUUCUGCCUGGAGAAAAGGCUUCUGCUGGAGCGCGGCUGGGCUCUAGCCUACUGUCAUAUCAGAGGGGGAGGAGAGCUCGGAUUGUCCUGGCAAAGAGGAGCUCGCGUGGAGGGGAAGGUCAAAGGCGUGGAGGACCUGCAAGCCUGCCUCCAUCACCUCUUCUCCUCAGGGGUCUCCAGCCCUUCGCUGACCGCCCUCACGGCCUGCAGCGCCGGCGCCGUGCCGGUGGGGGCCCUGUGCAACAGGCGGCCAGACAUGAUGCAGGCGGUCGUACUGCAGAGUCCUUUCCUGGACGUGCUGGGAGCAAUGGAGGACGACCAGCUGCCUCUCACCGUGGAGGACAGGGAAGAGUGGGGGGACCCCGUCAGUAACCCAAAACACAGACUCGCCAUCGCCUCCUAUUGCCCAGUUCGCAACAUUACACCUCAGCGCUACCCGUCCAUGCUGCUGACGGCCUACAGCGCGGACAGCAGGGUGCCUCUGGCCGGUGUCCUGAAGUACGUCGAGAAGCUGAAGGAAGCGGCGGCGAAAAUAGAACAUGAACCAAACAUUGUUGUGAAUAUCAAACAUGGAGGAGAUCACCUGGAAACAGAAGACUGGGACUUGAUGCUGGAGGAGGAAGCCUUCACGCUAUCGUUUCUCUACAAGGAGCUGGGCCUGGAUCCUCCUCCCCCAUCUUCACGACGCAGGAGGACCAGAUAAACCUGUGGAUGCGAAGAACCGGAAAGUUUGCACUUUAGUGGAAGACAGAAGGAGAAGGGAAGUCAUUGCAGUGAUGCUUUCUUAUUGAGUCAGACAUGAAACAAUAACAUUAGAAGAUGGUGUUAGCAGGUAUAGAGAAUGUCCAUGACACUUAAAUAACAGGCCUUCUCAGACACGUAACACUGGCUGGGAUGGUUGGUGUUAAACCGAGCGCGGGCCGAGAACCGCAUCAGCAAACCCUCUCCAGCCUGGGUCUGGAUCUGAGAUUUCUGCACCGCUUUGCGGUCGUUGGCCACGUCUGUGCUCAUCAGAACCUCCAGCUGCUCGGGCAGCUCGCCGACGGCGGAGAGAUCCGUGACGGCCGACUCCUUGCCCAAAUUGAGCACCAGGAGGAAGGCGCGGUCCAGCCCGUCCAGUUCUCGGAUGUAGGAGAAGACGUGGUGGUCUGCGUGGACGUAGCAGAACCAGCCUCGUUGAAGAGCCGGCUCCGACUGACGCAGCGUGUUCAGGAGUCGGUACCGGGACAGGAGCGAACCUUCGUCUUGCUUCUGGUCCUGAGCGAGGACACAUGGAAACACUCAACGCACCGUUAGGAAUAGGGAUAUCCGAAAAGAUCGGCAGUCCGGAAUUAUCGGCCGAUAAAUGCUUCAAAAUGUAAUAUCGGAAAUUAUCGGUAUCGGUUUCAAAAAGUAAAAUGUAUGACUUUUUAAAACGGCGCUGUGUACACGGACGUAGGGAGAAGUACAGAGCGCCGAUAUUCCUUAAAGGCACUGCCUUUGCGUGCCGGCCCAAUCACACACACAAGUGAACGCAAGGCAUACUUGAUCAACAGCCAUACAGGUCACACUGAGGGUGACCGUAUAAACAACUUUAACACUGUUACAAAUAUGCGCCACACUGUGAACCCACACCAAACAAGAAUGACAAACACAUUUCGGGAGAACAUUCGUACCGUAACACAACAUAAACACAACAGAACAAAUACCCAAAACCCCAUGUCCCAAAUUCCAAGCUGCUGUUUUGAGGCAUGUUAAAUAAAAUAAUGCACUUUGUGACAACAAUAAUAAAUAUGGCAGUGCAAUGUUGGCAUUUUUUUCCAUAACUUGAGUUGAUUUAUUUUGGAAAACCUUGUUACAUUGUUUAAUGCAUCUAGCGGGGCAUCACAACAAAAUUAGGCAUAAUAAUGUGUUAAUUCCACCACUGUAUAUAUCGGUAUCGGUUGAUAUCGGAAUCGGUGAUUAAGAGUUGGACAAUAUCGGAUAUCGGCAAAAAAGCCAUUAUCGGACAUCUCUAGUUAGGAAUGAAUAAAUAAGAAAGUGAUGUGUUGUAUACCUCCACGUUGACGUUGCUGUAGUCGGGGUGCACGGGCAACCACGUGGCGUUGGUUCUGUUGGUGAAGCCUGCGUUGGAUGCAGAACUCCACUGCAUGGGAGAACGCUGAGGGUCUCUACUGGCGCUCUGCAGCAAACACACAAUCCAACAAAUAAUAGUAAUCCAGUUCGGAAAUGCAAGUGACACUCCCUGUACCACUCAGGUUUCCAAUAUUUGAUUUGUGUUAGCGAUUAGCAGUGCUAUGCUGCACCUGUAUUAUUUGAAAAUCUUAGUUUUGCACAAUAACAAGGAGUUUGCAGGACCAGAUUAAAUGAAAACACAAUUUUAUACAAGAUAUUUAAGUAGGGGGUCCUUGGCCUGGAACAUGUUGAAGACCCCUGCUUUACAAAGAUAAUCAAGCUGACAUUUAAUCAGCACUGUAACAAUGUGUUCAUUAUUACAGUGGUAGUAUUUUGUAGCUGAAUAUUAGCACAAACAGUUUUAACCUCAUGGGACCCACACUUUUUACUAGGGGUGAGAGGAUCCCAUGUACCGGUACUACUCAAAUUAUCAUUGGAGUUUUUAUUUAAUGAUUAUAUAAAUAAAUUAAACAAUUAAAUGUUUUGUCCAGAUUUAUAUGAAUUGUAAUCAACACAAAAAUAAAGUCCAAAUGUAAAAUACUCAAAAUUAAGCUUUACUGUGUUAUAUUGGAUUUUGAACAGCUCUCUCUACCAGAUGAAAUGGGAUUGUGCUGGUGUACCUAAUAAAAUGGCUGGUGAGUGCACUCAUGUUUUUUGUCUGCUUAGCUUGAUGUCAGCAAUUGCAAUGUACAGUAUUUACUUAUUUCUAAUUUGUAUCAUUACCAAAUAGGGAUGUAUUUACAUAA